This is a messenger RNA of Marasmius oreades (fairy-ring Marasmius), 1217 nucleotides long. RefSeq lists its product as uncharacterized. Lineage: Eukaryota; Fungi; Basidiomycota; Agaricomycetes; Agaricales; Marasmiaceae. The transcript has 10 exons. Gene Ontology annotation, molecular function: NAD+ binding. The record is from RefSeq and is a predicted model, not a curated record. The coding region runs from base 1 to 1095 and encodes 364 amino acids.
AUGCGUUUUACUGUCCCCGAUAUCCCGAGAUCCCUCAUAUCCUCUGGUCAAAUACUCCCAAGUGUUACAGUUCAAGAAGCAGUAGAGCGCGUCGCGAACUUUCUUGCUCCUGGAAAUGUUACGGUCUUGACAGGUGCGGGUGUUAGCGUCGAUUCUGGGAUCCGUGCAUAUCGUGGCAAGGAUGGACGAUAUAUGAAUCCAAACUACAAACCGAUAUUCUAUCAUGAAUUAAUGGAUGAGACGGAGAAAGGGUCUUUAUAUCGGAAACGAUACUGGUUACGUUCUUACCUUGGGUAUCCAGCCGUUCGAAAUGCUUUCCCAAACACAACACACUAUGGAUUGUCUGCUUUACAAUACGCAAGAAUCGUGCCUCGUCUCAUAACCCAAAAUGUAGACGGUCUUCAUCACAAGGCUCUUUCCAUGUCCUCCAUCGGUCCUGUUCAUAUGCAAGAAUCCAUCUUAGAACUUCAUGGCACACUGCAUCGCGUACGCUGCAAACAUGGGCACGUGGUUGACCGAAAUACAUUUCAAGAUCGGCUUUCCGAGGCAAACCCAAAAUGGCUCAGUUUUGCUCGGGAGAUAGAAAGAAUAGGUCAAGAGCCUAGAACUAAUCCUGAUGGUGAUGUGGCCAUAGAACACCUCGGUAUAUCUUACAGCGACUUUGUGAUACCUGAAUGUCCGACCUGUCUGAGCGAAAACCGUCUUAAUGAUGUCCACAAACCCGACCUAGUAUUUUUCGGAGAAUCGCUGAGGGCAGAAGUCAAGGAUCGAUCUUUUCACGACAUUGAGAAAGCCGACAGAGUACUUUUGAUGGGCACGACUCUUGCGACGUAUUCUGCAUUCAGGUUGUUGAAGAGUGCCGUGGACAAUAAAAAGCCUGUCCUCAUGGUCAAUGUUGGACCAUCUCGCGCAGACGGCAUCGCUGGCGUCGAAAAACUGGAUAUUCAAAGUGGAGCGAUUAUGCCAGACGUGGUGAGAAAUAUUUUGGGGACUCGUGCAAACCAAGAUACCGUCAUCAAUACAAUGUUGAACAGUGGGGUUGUUAAACCUCCUCCUACAGAUGACGACGACAGAACUCCGCGUGCUGCUGGUUGAAAGCGUACUAGAAAUGGAUGGGAAGGUGUGGAAUAAAUUACUAGCCUGAAGAAUCAAUUAGAAUAAUGCAGAGACUGAAGUACAACAGUGUAAGAAUGCGAAUGGAUGAUAUCAACGUUUAU